This is a messenger RNA of Drosophila suzukii, 669 nucleotides long. RefSeq lists its product as uncharacterized. NCBI's taxonomy places the organism in Eukaryota, Metazoa, Arthropoda, Insecta, Diptera, Drosophilidae. The record is from RefSeq and is a predicted model, not a curated record. Gene Ontology annotation, molecular function: chitin binding. Gene Ontology annotation, cellular component: extracellular region.
AUGCUAUUUAAAGUACAAACCUGGCUUUGUCUGCUGGUCCUCACUGGAUGCCUAACUUCAGUUCAAGGAGAAGAUUUUCCGCAGUGUAAUAAUGCGGCUUUGGAUACCUUUGUCAUGGCAAUCGACGACUGUGCUUCGUACAUUUACUGCAAUGGAGAGGACUCCUUCCGGGACAGCUGUCCAGAGUCCACCUAUUUCGACGACCGAACCCAGGAGUGCGCCUUCGAUGAUGACGGGGUGUGUCUCAGGAACUCUGUUUCUGACUUGAAAGAGGAGGAACCUGAUCAGCAGACCAAUGAGGAAGAGGAGGAGACCAGUAGUUCCACUCCAACACCCACAUCACCUGCUCAAUAUACCGCCUCAUAUUCUCCACAUUCUUCUACAUCGUCUUCAGAUAUUUCCACUCCGUCUGUGGAUAUUUCUACACCUUCUAAAGACUCUUCCCCUUCCUCUCCAUCUCCUAAGCCAUCUUCUCCAGCUUUGGAGAGACCACACUGCAACUCCUCCGGAGAUGGUGACCAUCCUCAUCCCCAGCGAUGCGAGUACUUCUACAGGUGUCUCAGCGGGUACCUGACCAUAGUGCGAUGUCCUUACAAAUAUGGCUGGGACCUUAUCACCAAGCAAUGCAAACCAAUGACCGAAGCUCAGUGCUUUAGUUAUAGCUCCUAG